Messenger RNA from Bacidia gigantensis, 1380 nucleotides. RefSeq lists its product as uncharacterized. The record is from RefSeq and is a predicted model, not a curated record. Gene Ontology annotation, molecular function: FAD binding. Lineage: Eukaryota; Fungi; Ascomycota; Lecanoromycetes; Lecanorales; Ramalinaceae. The coding region runs from base 1 to 1380 and encodes 459 amino acids. The transcript has 5 exons.
AUGAUGAUGAGAAACCCUCGAGUAUUUGUCAUUGGCUUAGCUCUUUGCCUAUAUCUAUCGACAUCUCUUGCGUACAAUAAGACGGGAAAUGCAUGCCGGCAGCUUUCUACAUGGUUUAAGAAUGCUACUGUCCUGCCAUCGCAGAGACCGUACGAUGCGUUGAGUACGGAGAACUGGUCGCAAACGACUUGGGAGAGACCCUCCUGCAUCGUUCAGCCUGGGAACACACAUGCAUUACAGGAUGUUGUACAACUGCUUACCCGGAGUCAAAUUCAGUUCGCAAUACGCUCUGGGGGCCAUUCGCCAUCUCCAUUCGCAGCCAGCAUUGACAAUGGUGUCUUGAUUGACAUGUCCAAGUUCAGCGGAGUCGACUAUGAUAGUAAUAGUAACGUUGCGACGAUCGGUGCGGGCAUGAAAUGGGGCGACGUCUAUCAUUAUCUAGACUCAUUCAACGUUACCGUCGUCGUCCUUGCGAACGGGACUCUUGUCAAUGCGAAUCAAACAUGGAACGACGAUCUGUUCUGGGCAUUGAAAGGUGGCAGCAACAAUUUCGGAAUCGUCACCACUUUCUCCGUGUCGACUUAUGCAAUCCACGAUAUCUGGGGUGGCGUCAAGCUCUACACCAUCGAUCAACUACCUGCGCUUAUGGCUGCCAUGCACGCCUAUCAAUCGGCACCUGACAAAGAUCCGUAUGCGAAUAUCAUGAUGCAAGCCUCGACAACGAAUGCCAGCGUGGGUGCUGUUUUGAACAUGGUGUACCUCAAGCCUGAAAUUACGCCGCCCGCAUUUGCACCAUUCUACAACAUCCCCACAAUUGGUGACUUGACGAAGUUGCAGACGCUGACGGAAAUGAUGAGUGGGCAGAUGCUGCCAGAUCUUCCCAGAUGGACAUGGCGUGCGACAUCCUUCACACCCACAGCAACUACCUCCCUCUACCAAGAAAUCGCCACCAUCCUAUCCACCGCCCCAGAGCUUUCGCUCCUGCAGUCCGCAAUAGCAGGCUCGCUUGCGCUAGGGCUCCAGCCAAUCUCCUCUAGUCUCAUCAUGGAGGGCAAUGCGCGCGGUGGAGGCAAUCCAUUAGGUUUAGUACCCGUCAAUCAAACCUGGUUCGUACUGGAUGCCGGUUGGUUAGAGCUCGAGGGCGACGAAACCGUGGCGAAAGCGACGAAGGGUCUUAUCGAUCGAAUCGAGGAGGCCACUCGGAAUCAGGGAAGUCAUCUAGAGUACAUCUUUAUGAAUGACGCGAGUCCGGAUCAAGACGUUAUCGGGCAUUACAGGGAAGAGAAUGUGAGGAGAUUGAAAGAGGUUCAGGCAAGGUAUGAUCCGGACUUUGUCUUUCAAGACCUUGUUAGGGGAGGCUUCAAGAUCCCUCGUGCUUGA